AUGUGCUGCCGCAAGAAGCGCAACGCCGCUUAUUACACCGCCCCGGCAGCGACUUAUUCACCCACAGCGCUCCCGGGUCCGUAUGGAACCGUCUGCGGUCAGUCUCCCCCCUCGCAUCGCCGGGGCUGCCGCCGGGGCUGCAGACGUCGCCGGGGCGGUCCUAUCACAAUGCUAUUCCGAGCAAUCAAGGAACACCUCGAAGCCAGACAGAGCCAAGUGAUUGCGAGCGGCCCGGCGGCCAACGUAGACCCGAGAUCCCCGUUUCAAUACGUGAGAAAUGACCAUGGAUCUGAUUUUGAUGAGAACAAGGAGAAGUUUGUGGAAGAAGAUGCGCGCAGGGGAUCAUUGAAUGGCGCUGAGGAGGAUGGGCUCCCGAUCAGUGAGCCUCCGCCCAGUUAUGAUAUGGUUCAACAGAGCGAGAAGGGACAGUAG
Molecule: messenger RNA, 432 nt
Organism: Neoarthrinium moseri
Lineage: Eukaryota; Fungi; Ascomycota; Sordariomycetes; Amphisphaeriales; Apiosporaceae
Exons: 1
Coding region: 1-432 (143 amino acids)
Source: RefSeq, a predicted model, not a curated record